This is a messenger RNA of Mollisia scopiformis, 1554 nucleotides long. RefSeq lists its product as uncharacterized. The record is from RefSeq and is a predicted model, not a curated record. Lineage: Eukaryota; Fungi; Ascomycota; Leotiomycetes; Helotiales; Mollisiaceae. Bases 1 to 1554 code for a protein of 517 amino acids. The transcript has 5 exons.
AUGACUUCUACACCGCGCUUGCCACCCUCUAUCUUGACAAUGAUCGUUGCAGAGCUCGCUACUGAGAGAGACGAGCAUAUAGAUGCCUCCCUGAAGGCUGAGCCUAACUCCAGCUUGCAGUCAAGUAACUGGAUCGACAUGCACCGUCAACCCUCCAUUGAGUGGACUCGACUGUUCUCUGACCUCCGCCUUGUGUCCCGGACAUUCAAUGAGGUAGUCACCCCUGCUGCGUAUGAAAUCAUGAAUAUAUCCGACGCAUACAUGGAUGAUAACUCAAGCAAAUGGAUUAAGAAAAAUAUUGCGUCCUCCAGCCGCAUUCUGCAACUUCCCCAUGAACCGGAGAUUCUGUACCGACAGCAGACUCUUGGCUUGCUAUCUCAAUGCAAGAAACUCAAGCAUAUACAAUGGAGGGCUGCAGAUACCUCUCUGGGACUUUGGGGCUCAGAACCACCAAAGACGUCUUAUCUCCAGUCCCAGGAGCUCGCAUCAGAUUAUCUCGAGAUUUUCUUGCAAGUCACACCCGAGGCAAAAGCAUAUCGAUUCGGUCUAUCUGAAGAGUGGUUAGUGAUUUCCGAUCUUGGUACCAUGAGCGAAAGCCUUGAUAGAGUAUAUCGAGAAUUUGUGUCGGACUUUUCUGAAGACGAGGCUUCCGAAAUUCUGGACCAUUUUUUUUAUUCGAAAGAAAUUCACAUGUCUCCUGUCUCUACAGACUUCCCGGCCCGUGUCCUUGACCUUCUAUUUCUGGUCGGAGAACACAAGUAUCCAACAGGCUAUGGAGCGUCCGAAGUCAUAUUUCCACCAACGCGGACUCUUAUCGUCAAAUGCGGUGGGCUAUCAUCGCAAUUUGAUUUUAUAAAAUCGGUGGAUUUCGCAGAACUUCGAACCCUUAUUCUUGUGUUGAACUUUACAAUGCCACUAGUUAAUAUCCGGGACUGGGAUCUCUACGGGCGGAAGAAGGUCUUGGGAAAGCUCCUCGUCACAAUGACCAAGCUUGAGAGACUGGCUAUCACGUUCGUUAAGAACCAGUACAAGAUGGCCCCUUUAGAUGGCAUUGCAGGCCUUGGUGCGACAUUGCGCAAGCUUUCAAUUCGAAGCCGUGGACGAUGUGAUCGACAGCAACCCAAUGUUCAGGAUUUGGUUGCAAUUCUAACGGCCUGUCCUAAAAUCACAGAUUUGACGAUGGAUCUUUACCUUGAAGAAUCUACCGACUGUGCGAAGCUUUUACAGCAGCUUCCAUGCUUUCACCAGUUGCAGAUUCUCAUCCUUCAUUCCUCGAUAUGGCCGAAAUCUUGCACAAGCCGACUGGACUACGAUUUCAAUACGGCUGAAGGAAUAAUGAAAACACUCCACGAGGAAAAGCAAGGUGUCCCCUUCACCAUGAUUACCAUUAAACUCAAAGAAUCUUCCUCUAACGACGGGAAAACCCGUACUUUCCACUCUUCGAUGACUCCUGUGGGGGUUUAUCGGCAAUGGGGAAGCAAAGAGAUAUUUGAAGAGGGCUUCGAGGACUCGGAUGAUGAGGAGUUGGUGGCAAGUGGUUCUGGAGCCAAAUAA